AUGACUUCUUCACCAACUACUCAACCUCCUUCACCUGGAACGAUAAACUAUGAAUGUGAAGAAGAUAUCAGAGUAGAUGGAUAUGAUCCAUUAAUUUCACCACUUCUUUUAAGAUCUGAAAUUCCUACUAGUCAAACAUCUAAAAAGAUUGUAGGUAAAGCUAGAAAAGCUUGUGCGGAUGUGAUUUCAGGUAAAGAUCAUCGAUUGAUUGUCGUUGUUGGUCCUUGUUCAAUUCAUGAUACCGAUCAAGCUCUUCAAUAUGCAAGACUACUUUUACCAGAAAUCAAAAACUUUCCAGACUUAGUGAUCAUCAUGCGUUCUUACUUUGAAAAACCUAGAACGACUGUUGGAUGGAAAGGUUUAAUAAAUGAUCCAGAUUUAGAUGGAUCAUGUAAAAUAAACAAAGGAAUGAGAAAAGCCAGAGAAUUAUUAAAUACUUUAACUGAUAUGGGAAUUCCAGUAGGAGUUGAAUUAUUAGAUACGAUUAGAACAGAUUCUCAUAAAAAGCUCCUUGAUUCCCUUUGCUCUUCAAAUAGUCCACAAUUCUUAUCUGAUUUAAUUUCAUGGGGAGCAAUUGGAGCAAGAACCACCGAGUCACAACUACAUCGAGAACUCGCAUCCGGUACCUCACAUCCGAUCGGGUUCAAGAACGGAACUCAAGGAGACUUACAAGUGGCGAUCGAUGCCAUCAGAGCUGCUGUUUGUCCUCAUGCUUUCUUAGGUGUUAAUGAUCAAGGUUUAGCUUCGAUUGUGAAAACGAUUGGAAACCCUGAUGUACAUGUGAUCUUAAGAGGUGGGAAAGUACCUAAUUAUGAAGCUCAGUUUGUCAAAGAAGCCAGAGACCAACUUUUGAAGGCUAGACCUGCUUUUCAUCCUGCUAUUAUGAUUGAUUGUUCUCAUGGAAACUCACAAAAAGAUCAUCGAAAUCAAUCUAAAGUAGUUAACAAGAUUUGUGAACAAUUAAUUGACGGUGAUCAAUCCAUCGUAGGAGUCAUGAUCGAAUCCCACAUCAACGAAGGACGUCAAGACGUUCCAAUCGAAGGUCCAUCAGCUCUCAAACCUGGUGUCUCUAUCACUGAUGCUUGUGUGAAUUUCAAAACGACUAUCGAGAUGUUAAACCAAUUACAAGUAGCUGUAGUUAAACGAAAAGAAGUUAGAUCUACCCAUACUAAUGGUUAUCAUUAA
Molecule: messenger RNA, 1185 nt
Organism: Melampsora larici-populina 98AG31
Lineage: Eukaryota; Fungi; Basidiomycota; Pucciniomycetes; Pucciniales; Melampsoraceae
Exons: 7
Coding region: 1-1185 (394 amino acids)
Biological process (GO): aromatic amino acid biosynthetic process
Cellular component (GO): cytoplasm
Molecular function (GO): 3-deoxy-7-phosphoheptulonate synthase activity
Source: RefSeq, a predicted model, not a curated record